GGUAAGUGCAAGGCUCAAGCGGGCCUGGCAGCCGCCCGGUCAAGCCUUGCCCAUCCCCUGGCCCCGGCACCCAAAAGCAGGGAACAGGAAGCACCCUGCCCCGCCUCCGCCCCUCCAGCAGCCCCUCUGAGCCUCCUUGGGAGCCUCUGGGCUCCCCACUCCUCCACUGCCUGGAGGUCCUCUGCAUCCUGCCUGAUCUGGCCUCCCCCAUUCACUUGGAAGCCCGGGGGUGCUCUGGGCUCCUCCACCCUCCAAAUUUGCCCCUGAGCUGUCUGAAUUCUGCCUCGAGAAUGUCUCCCACGUCCGUCCCUCUUGCCCUGCCCUCUACCCUCUGGACUUGGACAGCGCCCUGGGUUGCUGCCAUCCCAGCUGGGGUUACACCCUUGCCCGAACCUGCUCCUGCUGCAGAAUCGGAGGCUGUGAGAGCAUCCAGGACUCAAGCAGGACCUCCUAGCCCUCCAGGACAGGACCCUGGGCUCAGAGCGGGCUGGACAUUCCCCUCAGGGCACACAGCAGGCUGGGGAGCUGCCCAUGUGGGGUGCCCAGGCCCAGCUCCCAGCACUGGGCCCCACUCCGGAAAGCCUUAGCCUCGGGGAUGGCUCGCUAGGGCACCUGAGGGCAGCUGUCAGCUGGAUGGGAGGGGGCCUGAAUUCCUGCAGAGGCCAAAGCUCUAGGUGCCAAGAUGCUGCAGAGGAGUGUCGAGUCGUCACCCCUGACCCCCUUGGCGCACCACCCACUGACCAGCUGCCCUGUCCCUGCCCCUCAGGCUGUGGGGUCCCCGCCAUCGACCCCAUGCUGAGCGGCCUGUCCAGGAUCGUCAAUGGGGAGGAGGCCGUGCCCGGCUCCUGGCCCUGGCAGGUGUCCCUGCAGACCAGCUCCGGCUUCCACUUCUGCGGGGGCUCCCUCAUCAGCGAGGCCUGGGUGGUCACCGCCGCCCACUGCGAGGUCAGGAAGAGCCACCUCGUGGUGGCCGGCGUGUCUGAUCUCAGCUCUGACGAGGAGGCUGUCCAGGUGCUCAGGAUCGCUGAGGUGGUUGAGCACCCCCUGUGGAACCUGCACGCCUUGCGCAACGACAUCGCCCUGUUGAAGCUGGCCACGCCCGCCCGCCUCUCGGGGGCCGUGUCCCCCGUGUGCCUGCCCAGCACCAACACCAGCUUCCCUACGGGUUCCCUGUGCGCCACCACGGGCUGGGGCAAGACCCGGCACAACGCCCUCAAGACCCCCGACAAGCUGCAGCAGGCCGCCCUGCCCAUUGUGUCCAGCGCCGACUGCAAGUCCUACUGGGGCAGCAAGGUCACGGACGUGAUGAUCUGUGCUGGCGCCAGCGGCGUCUCCACCUGCAUGGGUGACUCUGGUGGCCCCCUGGUCUGCCAGAAGGACGGAGCCUGGACCCUGGCGGGCAUCGUGUCCUGGGGCAGUGGCCGGUGUCUUCCAUUCUCACCAGGCGUGUAUGCCCGGGUCACUAAGUUUGUUCCCUGGAUUCUUGAAGUUCUGAAGGCCAACUGAGCCCCUGUCCAACCCCAGCACCCAUCUGUGCAAAACUCAAAUAAACCUCCUUGCAUCUGCA
This is a messenger RNA of Sus scrofa (pig), 1567 nucleotides long. NCBI's taxonomy places the organism in Eukaryota, Metazoa, Chordata, Mammalia, Artiodactyla, Suidae. The record is from RefSeq and is a predicted model, not a curated record.